Erigeron canadensis is the source of this 1746-nucleotide messenger RNA. RefSeq names its product calcium-dependent protein kinase 33. Gene Ontology annotation, molecular function: calcium ion binding; calcium-dependent protein serine/threonine kinase activity; calcium/calmodulin-dependent protein kinase activity. The coding region runs from base 1 to 1485 and encodes 494 amino acids. Gene Ontology annotation, cellular component: nucleus; cytoplasm. The transcript is spliced from 8 exons. The record is from RefSeq and is a predicted model, not a curated record. Gene Ontology annotation, biological process: intracellular signal transduction; peptidyl-serine phosphorylation; protein autophosphorylation. NCBI's taxonomy places the organism in Eukaryota, Viridiplantae, Streptophyta, Magnoliopsida, Asterales, Asteraceae.
AUGGGUAUCUCUCUAAGCAAAGAUAACCAGCCGGAGGAUCAGCCGCAGAAGCCAUCGAUUCCAAGGUCAGGUUCACUUCUUAGAAAAGGAUAUAAAGAUAUAAAUGAAGAUUAUAAAUUUCUUAAACAACUAGGCAGUGGUAAAUUUGCAGUCACAUAUCUUUAUAAAGAAAGAAAAACAGGCAAGAAAUAUGCAUGUAAGACCAUACCAAAAAGAAGACUAUUUACGAAUAGUGAAAAAGAGGAUUUGAAAAGAGAAGUUGCAAUCUUGGAGUGUUUAAAAGGUGCACCAAAUGUUGUGGAGUUAAAAGAUACAUAUGAAGAUCCUAAAUAUGUGCAUUUAGUUAUGGAGUAUUGUGAAGGAGGUGAGCUUUAUGAUAAAAUGGAUUCCAAAGGUUUGUUUAACGAAAAAGUUGCUGCACAAAUACUUGGUUCUAUAAUGAAAUUUGUUAGUCUUCUUCAUCGAAUGGGUAUUAUGCAUAGAGAUUUAAAGCCUGAGAAUUUUUUGUUGCCAAAAAAAAGUGCAUUAGGAUUUGUUCCAUGUGCACAAAAAGGUUCAUUAGGACCAUGUUUAGCUGAUGAUUAUUCCAUGAUGAAAGCAAUUGAUUUCGGGUUAUCUACCUACACAGAUGAAGUGACACAGGAUAAAGUUGGAACAGCAUUUUAUGUUGCUCCUGAGGUUUUACGGCGUCAACCAUAUGGAGAAAAAGUCGAUAUAUGGAGUGCAGGGGUGAUUUUGUAUAUGUUACUCACAGGGGCACCACCCUUUUAUGCUGAGACUGAUGAACAGAUAUUCGAGCGCAUAACACAGAAUAAACCACCUGAUAUGGAGAGCUAUCCAUGGACAAAGAGAUCAGACGAAGCCAAAAACCUGGUGAAGAAUAUGCUCUCAUAUGAUCCAAAGAAACGCCCAACUGCCGAAAAGGUUCUUGGGGAUCCAUGGUUGAAGAUUAAUGGAGUAGAAUAUACAAUAGAUGACAAAUUUUCUAAUAAGGUGAAGCACUUUCGAGCUAUGAACAUAUUCAAGAAACUUGCAUACAAGACAAUGACGAAAAUUAUUCCUCAAGAAGAGCUUCAAGAACUAAAAUUAAUGUUUUAUGACAUUGACACGGAUGAAAGGAAACUUAUCAAACCUGAUGAAUUCAAGAACUUGUUGGCUAAGCUUGACUCAAAGCUCACUUCAGAAGAAAUUGAUGAAAUUGUUAAUGCUGCUGAUGUAGACGAAAAUGGAUCUAUCGACUAUGAUGAGUUCAUUACUGCCAUCAUGAACUUUCAAAGAAAACAUAAAGCUGAAGAGCUUCGUAAAGUUUUUAAGCAUUUUGAUAAGAAUGACGACAACUAUAUCUCAAAAGAUGAGCUUAAAUCAGUACUGGAAGAACAUAAAUUCGGCAACGAGGCAACCAUUGAUGAAAUAAUAGAACAAGUUGAUGUAAAUCAGGAUGGUCAUAUAAGUUACAUAGAAUUCGUCGACAUGAUAAAAAAUUAAAGAGGGCAGGCGUUACCGUUCUAAUUCCCUUCGUGAUAUCUUUACCUGACAAAGAAAAGCAGAAAAACAAGCCAUUUUCAUGCCAGUGUCAAAGUGUCUAAAAUGUGUGUGAAAGCUAGUAUUAUGACAAUGGUUGUUAACGGAUGCUUACUGCAAUAAUUAUCAAGCCAUAUGUUCGUUGGUAUUUCAUAGAAAAAAUACGACUGCAUCUUCAAGUCAUAUGUCCUUAUCUGUUUGAAUAAGUUCCGAUAAAUUGUCUUA